Messenger RNA from Calypte anna (Anna's hummingbird), 1514 nucleotides. RefSeq names its product Wnt family member 3 (gene WNT3). Gene Ontology annotation, molecular function: frizzled binding; cytokine activity. The coding region runs from base 2 to 1069 and encodes 355 amino acids. Gene Ontology annotation, biological process: cell fate commitment; neuron differentiation; multicellular organism development. NCBI's taxonomy places the organism in Eukaryota, Metazoa, Chordata, Aves, Apodiformes, Trochilidae. Gene Ontology annotation, cellular component: extracellular region. The record is from RefSeq and is a predicted model, not a curated record. The transcript has 5 exons.
AAUGGAUUACCACCUGCUUGGACUAAUUUUAUCUUUUCUCUUCAAUGGCACAAAGGUCUUAGCUGGUUACCCAAUUUGGUGGUCCCUUGCCUUAGGUCAGCAGUACAGCUCCCUGGGGUCCCAGCCCAUCCUCUGUGGCUCCAUCCCCGGCCUCGUCCCCAAGCAGCUCCGGUUCUGCCGUAACUACAUCGAGAUCAUGCCCAGCGUGGCCGAGGGGGUGAAGCUGGGGAUCCAGGAAUGUCAGCACCAAUUCCGGGGCCGCCGCUGGAACUGCACCACCAUCGAUGACAGCCUGGCCAUCUUUGGGCCUGUCCUGGACAAAGCCACAAGGGAAUCUGCCUUCGUCCACGCCAUCGCCUCGGCCGGGGUGGCCUUUGCCGUCACCCGCUCCUGCGCCGAGGGCACCUCCACCAUCUGUGGCUGUGACUCCCACCACAAAGGACCCCCAGGAGAUGGCUGGAAGUGGGGGGGGUGCAGCGAGGAUGCUGAUUUUGGGGUGCUGGUGUCCCGGGAAUUUGCAGACGCCCGAGAGAACCGCCCGGACGCGCGCUCGGCCAUGAACAGACACAACAACGAGGCGGGCAGGACGACCAUCCUGGACCACAUGCACCUGAAGUGCAAGUGCCACGGGCUGUCGGGCAGCUGCGAGGUGAAGACCUGCUGGUGGGCACAGCCGGAUUUCCGGGCCAUCGGGGAUUUCCUGAAGGACAAAUACGACAGCGCCUCCGAGAUGGUGGUGGAGAAGCACCGGGAGUCCCGGGGCUGGGUGGAAACUCUGAGGGCCAAGUACGCCCUCUUCAAACCCCCGACGGAGCGGGACCUGGUCUACUACGAGAACUCCCCCAACUUCUGUGAGCCCAACCCCGAGACGGGCUCCUUCGGGACCAGGGACAGGACGUGCAACGUCACCUCCCACGGGAUCGAUGGCUGCGAUCUGCUGUGCUGCGGCCGCGGCCACAACACCAGGACUGAGAGGAGGAAGGAGAAAUGUCACUGCAUCUUCCACUGGUGCUGCUACGUCAGCUGCCAGGAGUGCGUCCGUGUCUACGAUGUCCACACCUGCAAGUAACCCCAGGGCCCUGCAAACCACACAGAUCAGGAGUUCCUGUCCUAGUGGGCUCCUCCAGGGGUGCUGAGGUCCCAGCCCACAUUCCCAGCUCCCACACAGCAGUGAUGUAACACAGAGAUCUGUCCCAAACAUCCAGGUUGGGUCUCCUCCCUGACUUGUCCGUGGCAGGAGCAGCACAAGGAGCAAUAAAUCAGGGACAGCCCCUGGUCUGGAGCCCUCAGCGUGGCCCUGGCCCUCAGACUGUGCCUGGAGAGAACCAGAGCCAAGUUCUGGGUCCCUCUGCAGAACCCAGGAGGAGUUUGUGACCUGAAGGUGAAGAUCACCCCAGAGCUCAACACCCCCAGCUCAGAUAACCCCUCUCUGAUAUGCAUUCUAUUUAAAAGUAUAUAUUAAAUUCCCUGUCUGGAAAGAUUCCAAGUACCUGACUUUAAACAGAAUCCCUUUU